AUGGCGUCUGUUGCUGUUAGGAGUGCAAAAUUUCUUUGCUCCUCUGCCGGUUUUCGUUUGCAUUUAUGUCGAUCUUUGAUGGUCAGAGCCGGCUGUAAUAAUGCUGCAUUCGGAUACCACCAACCACAUAACAGUCCAGCUUUGCUGUCGGCCCCUUCGACCACACGGCAGACAUCACUCACAACCCAGAUUAACUCUGUGAGGUCCUAUGGCCACAGACCCACACUCAGUCUAGAGAAUGUUGAAAAGAGAGUUAUGCUGGUGCUCAACCUCUAUGACAAAAUUGAUCCCAACAAGUUAACUCUGGAUGCCCAUUUUCUGAAUGACCUUGGUUUGGACAGCCUUGACACAGUAGAGGUUAUCAUGGCAAUGGAGGAUGAAUUUGGUUUUGAAAUUCCUGAUGCAGAUGCUGACCGGCUACUGCGGCCCCGUGAUAUUACCAUGUGUAGGAUACUCAGGUAA
Messenger RNA from Acanthosepion pharaonis, 462 nucleotides. NCBI's taxonomy places the organism in Eukaryota, Metazoa, Mollusca, Cephalopoda, Sepiida, Sepiidae. The record is from the annotation of a GenBank genome assembly.